GAUACCUAGCUAUAAGUAAACCCAUUCCACUAGCAAUGAGUUUCAGAACGUAAAUAUAGAUAGUCCAAUGGCUUCUUCAUUGGAGAGAAAAAGCCAUCCCAAAAUAAAUCAUGCUGAGCCUGAGGAUGAAAUUACAAAGGAAGAGGAAGAAGAAAGCUUCUGCUAUGCCAUGCAGCUGGUGGGUUCUACUGCGCUGUCCAUGUCUCUGCAAUCAGCAAUUAAGCUUGGGGUUUUUGACAUCAUAGCCAGAGAGGGUCCAGGGGCCAAGCUCUCUUCGUCUGAGAUUGCAGCCAAGAUUGGCACCAAGAACCCUGAGGCACCCAUGAUGGUGGAUAGAAUCCUCAGGCUCCUCACCAGCUACUCUGUUCUUAAUUGCUCUGCUGUUGCUGCUAAUGGUGGGUCUGAUUUUCAGAGGGUCUACAGCUUUGCCCCUGUGUCCAAGUACUUUGGGAACGAUGAAGAAGGUGUUUCUUUGGGCCCCGUUUUGACAUUGAUUCAAGACAAGUGGAUACUUCAUGAUUGGAGCGAUGAGCACUGCCUAAAGCUGUUGAAGAAUUGUUACAAAGCUAUUCCAGACAAUGGAAAAGUGAUUGUUGUGGAAGCACUACUUCCAGCUAUGCCAGAUACUAGCACUGCUGUGAAAAGCACUUCCCAACUUGAUGUGAUUAUGAUGACUCAAAAUCCAGGAGGGAAGGAGAGGAGUGAACAAGAAUUCAUGGCCCUGGCAACUGGUGCUGGAUUUAGUGGCAUCAGAUAUGAAUGUUUUGUCUGUAACUUUUGGGUUAUGGAGUUCUUUAAGUAACCAAAGCAUACGAAAACUUACACACUAAAAUGAAGGUGUUAAGUCUCCAAGCCUAAUAAAAGAUUGGCAAAUGUUUCUUAUCUAUAAGCAAGAAAAUAUUGAAGACUCAGUACUGCACUUAAAGUCUGCAGAUUAUUUUACUUAAUUAA
Molecule: messenger RNA, 951 nt
Organism: Prunus avium (sweet cherry)
Lineage: Eukaryota; Viridiplantae; Streptophyta; Magnoliopsida; Rosales; Rosaceae
Source: RefSeq, a predicted model, not a curated record